Molecule: messenger RNA, 5173 nt
Organism: Siniperca chuatsi (mandarin fish)
Lineage: Eukaryota; Metazoa; Chordata; Actinopteri; Centrarchiformes; Sinipercidae
Gene: slc2a1b
Product: solute carrier family 2 member 1b
Exons: 10
Coding region: 413-1888 (491 amino acids)
Biological process (GO): monosaccharide transmembrane transport; response to insulin
Cellular component (GO): apical plasma membrane; basolateral plasma membrane
Molecular function (GO): hexose transmembrane transporter activity
Source: RefSeq, a predicted model, not a curated record
GGCCUCCAGAGAGGACACGCCCUCCUAACAUUGCGUCAGCUUUAAUAUAUUAACCCGGCUCACGUCCCCAAAAGAGCUAUAUUCUUAAAGCUGGACAAAGCUGGACAAGGCGUACCACUGCAGCAGCAGCUUAACACCUACAUCCUGGAAGACAUUGAUGAAGUUGUGAAUUAAAGCUGCUGGAGCUCUAAAAGUAAACGACGAACAAAGAGAGUAACACGACCGACCUCAAACUCAAGUUAUCUGCCUUUUUCAAGUCAUUUCAACGAAGCAAAAAACUUUCAAGAUGACUGACUUCUGAGAGUAACCACCGGGAGACCACGAGGAAAUUCUUCCAUCGCCGUCAACUUUGACAAAAGAAGCAAAGAAGAAGAAUAAGAAGAACGAAUAUUUCCCUCACAGCAGCGAAGCCAUGGACACAGGAAAGAAAAUAACGCUUCCGUUGAUGAUGACUGUUGGAGCAGCUGUGAUCGGCUCCCUGCAGUUUGGUUACAACACCGGUGUCAUCAAUGCCCCUCAAAAGAUCAUUGAGAAGUUCAUCAAUGAGACGUGGACUGAGCGCUACGAGGAGCCCAUCACCAAGAACUCCCUCACGGCCAUCUGGUCCAUCGCUGUCUCCAUCUUCUCUGUUGGUGGCAUCUUUGGCUCCUUCUCCGUCGGGCUCUUUGUCAACCGCUUUGGAAGGAGGAACUCUAUGCUCAUGGUCAACGUCCUGGCCUUCAUCGCAGCCAUUCUGAUGGGCUUUUCGAAGAUGGCGAGCUCCUGGGAAAUGCUGAUCGUUGGUCGUUUUGUGGUGGGCCUCUACUCCGGCCUCUCCACAGGCUUUGUGCCCAUGUAUGUGGGUGAGGUUUCCCCAACAUCCCUACGAGGAGCCCUGGGCACCCUCCACCAACUGGGCAUUGUUGUCGGCAUCCUCAUUGCACAGGUCUUUGGAAUGGACUCAAUCAUGGGCACCGACGACUUGUGGCCGCUCCUCUUGGGCUUCAUCUUUGUCCCUGCCCUGAUACAGUGCAUCCUGCUGCCUCUCUGCCCAGAGAGCCCCCGUUUCCUGCUCAUCAACAAGAACGAAGAGAACAAGGCCAAGGCUGUGUUGAAGAAGCUCAGAGGCACCACAGACGUGAGUGCUGACAUGCAAGAGAUGAAGGAGGAGGGCCGGCAGAUGAUGAGGGAGAAGAAGGUGACCAUCCCGGAGCUGUUCCGUUCGCCCCUCUACCGCCAGCCCCUCCUUGUUGCUGUCAUCCUGCAGCUCUCCCAGCAGCUGUCUGGCAUCAACGCUAUUUUCUACUACUCCACUCGUAUCUUUGAAAAAGCCGGAGUUGAGCAGCCUGUCUAUGCCACCAUUGGAGCCGGUGUGGUCAACACAGCUUUCACUGUGGUGUCGCUGUUUGUUGUAGAACGUGCAGGACGUAGGUCUCUGCACCUGCUGGGGCUGCUGGGAAUGGCCGGAUCUGCCAUCUUAAUGACUAUUGCCUUGGCUCUGCUGGACCAGCUCAAAUGGAUGUCAUAUUUGAGCAUCGUGGCCAUUUUUGCCUUUGUCGCAUUCUUUGAGAUCGGACCGGGUCCCAUCCCCUGGUUUAUUGUGGCAGAGUUGUUCCCGCAGGGACCCAGGCCUUCUGCCAUUGCUGUAGCUGGUUUCACCAACUGGACUGCCAACUUCAUAGUGGGAAUGGGAUUCCAGUAUGUAGAGGAGCUGUGCGGUCCCUACGUGUUUGUAAUCUUCACUGUGCUGCUGCUCUCGUUCUUCGUCUUCACCUACUUCAAGGUGCCGGAGACCAAGGGCCGGACGUUUGACGAGAUCUCGGCCGGCUUCCGCCAGUCGUCUGCCUCCGGAGGAGAAAAGCACUCGCCGGAGGAGCUCAACAGCCUGGGAGCUGAUUCUCAGCUCUGAGUGACUGUUUUUAACUUCUAACAAACUCGUCAGACCGAGGAGGAACAAGAAGAGUCUGCUAACUAGAAGUAGACACAUCCAUUUGUAGAAUAAUUUUCACACUGUCACCACAUUUCGGGCGCCAUUACAAAACACAGAACAGCCCCGUGUGAUUCUCCAACAUGACGUCUUCCGCUGCCCCUCUCAUGUCACACAAGCCAACAAUAACUCGAUGGGCACUAUGUCGCCUGGCAGAUAUGCAGAGGGGAGUUGAUGAUAGAUGGGGAAGGUUUUUAAUGUUUUCAAGAUAUUUUGAAGAAUGAAAAGGAGUGUCUGCAUCAAUCAACCAACCUUUUUAAAACUUUUUUUCACUGAAUAUGUUACUGAUUUGUGCUUAUGCUCUGUUCUUUGUAGCCUGUUACAAUGCAGUCAGUUUGUUAUUAUCUGGUUUUAGAGUGCUGUAGCUGUAGAGAUCACUUAACUGUGCAAAAUACUUGUUUUUAUCAAUCAUACUGUAAAGCUGUAUCACUGUAGACUCUAGCACUGUAGAUUCUGUGCAGCUCUACUUUGUCUCUCCCCACCAGAUGGUGCACUGCCCUUUUUUAAAAAAAGUGUCAGUGCUGCACUUAUAUGGAAUAAGUUAUUUGUAAUUUACUGAGUACACAAAUAUGUUGGUGUAUUGCUGUGAGGAUUUAAAUUUUCUUAAUGAAAUAUAUUAACUGUAAUGGUAAUGCUCCACAUAUACAUUGUUGUUACUUAUUUGCUCCUGUCGGACAAUAUUUUACUCUUUUUAUUGUUAGACAAAAAAACUUUACUUACUGAAAAUGUCAUGUUUUAUAAGAUUUAUGGUCAUGAAGACAAAACAGACAACACAAAGAAAUAAAUUCACCAUUCACAUAUUUUUACAUCAUUCCUUUUUAGCAGUACAUUUGAUGAAAUUAAUGUGCAAGAGGAACAGUAUCUGCACAGAUACCAGAGCACUAAACUUUACAGUGAAGUUGAAUAAAUAAAUUCAUCCAUCCAUUUUACCCUGACAUGGGAUAAAUACGCACUCAAAAUCAGCAGCCCCAAAACCAAAAAUCUGUCUCACAAAACCAGAACAUUUGUGAGUUUUAAGUGCCCAUCUAAAAAAAAAAUCAAGCUUCCUCUGCCUUUCAGCCUUAUCACUUUGGAGCAGUUUCAGGUCAGAUCGGCCUGUUCCAGACUGAAAGCUUCUGUCAGUGGACGAAGAUCGUCCACUUUAAGUAUUUUUGAGCUGAGAUGACCUGUGGAGCUUCCACAGUCUGGUGAAUUGGCUUGAGAGCGGUCUGGAUCUUUUCACACAAACGGGAGCUGCAGUGCUGCAUGCUGUUCCUCUGUGACAACUACGAAGCAUCUUCAGAAAGAAAAUACAUAGACAGAAAAAAAAAAAAAUAAUGGGGACCAAAAUGAAUGUCAGCCUUUUGGAAGGUUUUCAUUAUUCUGAAAUUGCUCGUUACCCGUCUUGUGUCAAACUCCCAGUGUUCCUUGCACUCCAUAAUGUUUAUUAUGUGUUCUAGGAGGCGGACACAUAUUGCUAUGGUGCAAGGGUUGUUUUGUGCCUUGUGCACUGAAUUCUGCAGUAUUGUUAGCUCCCCUCUCUUUUGGUUGUGUACUGUAUAAAGUAGCUGGUGGGGGGGAAAAAACAAUGUAGUCUGGCUCACUUUGCCUAGCUGUACAAGUUGCUGUCUGACUGCUGUGUCACUUGUUGAACCUUUCUUCUCUUUAAAUGCAUUGUUUUAUGGAAAGUUAUCUUUUUAGCAGCACUUUAUUAUUCACAGCAAUAUUUCUGUGUUACGGAAACAAACACUUUGAGGUUUUGUCGUUUUUUUUUACUCAGUGUGAAAUCUUUGUUACUGAAGAUACUGAAUUACUGCUGAUGGAUUACUUGAUGUUUUUGAAAUGGAAAUGUGUGGAAUUGUAUCAUUUGUUCAUAUCUAUUAUGGUCUUGUAUGGAGCACAUUUAGGCGUGUACACACACAGGCCAGUUGUGAGUAAAUAUGGUAAUAUUCAUAGUCUAAAAAGGACUUUGAUCCAAAUCCAACCCAGUAGUCAAAGUCCAGUUUAACCAUUCCAUAAUUUUAAUAAUAAUACAUUUUAUUUAUACAACACUUUUCAAAGUCAAAGUUACAAAAUGCUUUACAUGGUUAAAUCGGGGUUAAAACAUGUCAGGACUAAGGCAAAUACAAUCAGGCAUUUAAAAUACAGCAAUAGGGGUCAUGGGGGAGCAGCAAUUCAGCAAUGUAGUCGGGAGCUGAACCAUGAAGUCCUUUUAAAGGUGAUAAGUUAAAUCUUUUAAUCAAUUCUAAAACGAACUGGUAACCAAUGAAGAGAAGCUAAAACAUGAUCUGAUAUGGCUGCUAGUGCUUGUUAAAAGCAGAGCAGCUGUGUGAUGUUCUCAAGAUCAGGUCGAGAGAGAAAAGACCUGAUCUUUGAGAUGCUCCUUAAUUGAUAAAAACAUGAUCGAACAACAUUUGUAAUUUUUUUCAAAUGAAAGUUCACUGUCAAAUAUCACACCCAGGUUUCUGGCUGCAGGUUUGACAUUUGAAGAUAGGGAUCCAAGAUUAAUUGGUUGUUAAUUAUUGUAUAUAGCGGAUCUUUAUAGUGUAUCUUUUGUCAUUUGAUGGGUCACCUCACUGUAACAUCCACUCUGUGCCUUUGUGUGGCUUUCACAUAUCCUCACCAGCAAAAUCAUGUAAUGGCACCAAAAGAUACAGUUCCCCACACCGACUGCCUAUUGCAAAUAUCAAAACUGUAUUUUAUGUACAUAGAUACACAAUUCUACUUGGGCAUUUAAUUUGUAAUGUGGCCUGGAGCUUUUGAAAUCUCCUUAUGGCACAAUUUGGUGGUCUAAGCACACAACUUGAUGUAAAUAUGAAACACACUACAGCCUCACCCGCUCCAAAUGUAUAAAAUAUUUAACUUUUAAAAACUUUUUUGAUAGAUAAAUGAAUGAUUAGUGCUGUACAUCUCUAUGCAUUUAGCUUACAUACUUCUGUUCCCUUUUGAUUAUAAAUCUGAAGAAAUGCUGUGGUCUAAAAAUACCAUAGAAAUUUUAAUUCAGAUUUGACAUGUACGGUUUGUGUUAAUGAGAUGCUUUCAGUAGUGUUUUCAUUUUAGUGCACAGAGCAUAUUCUAACGUUUGUAAAAAUAAAAGAUCUGUGUGUAUGGUGUUGGAAUGUGAACCUCUCAUGGGGAAAUAUGAAUUGCGAUAGAUGGUGCCCCAAAUGAUUCUACAGUCUUGUAUAAAUGGUUUAAUGGCGGAAUAAAAGAAAUCAUGCAUACAGA